UUGACCCCGCCCCCACCGGGGUCCCCUUCUUCUGUCCCUAGCUGCCAGGCAGCAGCAACAGCAGCAGCAUCUAGUAUCAAGUCCCUGCCUGCUGCAGGCGCUCUGUGUGCCCAGGGAGCAGUGGCGCUGCCCGCCAGCGCGGGAGCCGGAGCGUGGCUGGACAGGGCAGGGCAGGGCAGGGCUGGGCUGGGCUGGGCUGGGCUGGGCUGGGCUUAGCCAGUGCUGGGGGCUCCCUGCUGCUGCUCCCGCCUGCCUGCCUUCCUGACCCGGAUGAAUUUCCAGAUCUCCUUCCUCAUUUAAUGCCAUCCCUUAUAUUGGCCCUUUGGAAUACUCCUCCCUCUUUCCUACGAAAAUGUUGCUUCAUCCUUGAAGGCCAUCUGAAAUCUACAGUACCUAUACUGGAACCACAAAAGUAAUUGCACUCUCUUAUUUGUUGGAUUAAAGACUCCUGGCCCUGGGCGUGCUGUAUAGAGGGGCCCUAGUUACAGUAACCAUGACAACAGCUAUCUUGGAGCGUCUCAGCACACUUUCAGUCAGUGGACAGCAGCUUCGUCGUCUCCCUAAGCUACUGGAAGAUGGCCUCCCCAAGAUGCCUUGUACCGUCCCAGAAACCGAUGUGCCCCAACUCUUCCGGGAGCCUUACAUCCACACUGGCUACCGCCCCACAGGCCACGAGUGGCGCUAUUAUUUCUUCAGCCUCUUUCAGAAACACAAUGAGGUGGUCAACGUCUGGACCCACUUGCUGGCAGCCCUGGCUGUCCUCCUGAGAUUCCGAGCUUUUGCCGAGGCAGAGGCCCUGCCAUGGACCUCAGCCCAUUCCUUGCCCUUGCUCCUCUUCAUCUUAUCCUCCAUCACAUACCUCACCUGCAGCCUCCUGGCCCACCUGCUGCAGUCCAAAUCAGAGCUGUCCCACUAUACCUUCUACUUUGUGGACUAUGUUGGGGUGAGCGUCUACCAGUAUGGCAGUGCCCUGGCUCACUUCUUCUACAGCUCUGACCCAGCCUGGUAUGAGCGGUUCUGGCUUUUCUUCCUGCCGGCAGCUGCCUUCUGCGGCUGGUUGUCUUGUGCUGGUUGCUGCUAUGCCAAGUACCGCUAUCGGAGGCCUUACCCAGUCAUGAGGAAGAUUUGUCAAGUGGUCCCAGCAGGGCUGGCCUUCAUUCUGGACAUCAGUCCCGUGGCCCAUCGAGUGGCACUGUGCCACCUGUCUGGAUGUCAGGAGCAGGCUGCCUGGUACCAUACCCUCCAGAUUGUCUUUUUUCUGGUCAGUGCCUAUUUCUUCUCCUGUCCUGUCCCAGAGAAAUAUUUCCCAGGCUCCUGCGAUAUCGUGGGUCACGGGCACCAGAUCUUCCAUGCCUUUCUGUCCAUCUGCACCCUCUCCCAACUGGAAGCCAUUCUUCUUGAUUACCAAGGACGCCAGGAUAUCUUUCUACAGCGGCACAGCCCCCUCUCUAUCUACUUGGCCUGCCUCUCGUUCUUUGUCUUGGCUGCCUGUAGUGGCACCACUGCAGCCCUCCUGAGGCGCAAGAUUAAGGCUGGACUGACCAAGAAAGAUUCCUGAGGGUGGCAGGUGGGGUAUUGUAUGGUUUCUUGGAAAUUUGCUUGGGAAAAAACCCCAAAACUCUAAAAAGUGUUGGGGGAGAAAAUUGGAAAAAAAAUUUUUUUCUAAGAGCUGUACUUUAAAUUAAACUUUAUUUCUGAGUACGAGCUUAUGGCUAAUUGGAAAGCUAAAAGUCUCUUCUUAUUCUAAUAACGGAAUAUUUCUUUUCCUUUAGCGAUAACAUUCUCAGACAGCACAGAUGGGGAAGUUACCUUGGCUAGGUUUCAUCAUGUCUCCGAAUCAAGAAGAACCCAGAUCGACUGGACCUAACUGGGCAAAAUUCCAGGUCCAGCCUUCCAAGGCUAG
Messenger RNA from Dromiciops gliroides (monito del monte), 1903 nucleotides. It is a transcript of the gene PAQR8, whose product is annotated as progestin and adipoQ receptor family member 8. NCBI's taxonomy places the organism in Eukaryota, Metazoa, Chordata, Mammalia, Microbiotheria, Microbiotheriidae. The transcript is spliced from 3 exons. Gene Ontology annotation, molecular function: nuclear steroid receptor activity; steroid binding. The coding region runs from base 494 to 1558 and encodes 354 amino acids. Gene Ontology annotation, cellular component: plasma membrane. Gene Ontology annotation, biological process: response to steroid hormone. The record is from RefSeq and is a predicted model, not a curated record.